CGUCUGCGCAUAAAAAUUUCCACUAGUGAGAAUUGUCCGUUUCCCGUUGUGUCUCUUUAACGUGAAUUUCACAAAACGCAACAUGGCUGAGGCAGAUGAAACUCAAAAGAAGAAGAGGACCUUCAGGAAGUUUACCUUCCGAGGAGUCGACCUCGAUCAACUUCUGGAUAUGCCAAAUGAGCAACUGAUGGAUUUGAUGCAUGCAAGAGCACGUAGACGCUUUUCUCAUGGUCUGAAAAGAAAAUCUAUGGCUCUUGUUAAGAAGUUACGUAAGGCAAAGAAGGAGACUCCACCUAAUGAAAAACCUGAAAUUGUCAAAACGCAUUUGCGUAAUAUGAUCAUUGUCCCAGAAAUGGUUGGUUCGAUUGUUGGUGUGUAUAAUGGAAAAACUUUUAACCAAGUUGAAAUCAAGCCAGAAAUGAUUGGCCAUUAUCUCGGAGAAUUUUCUGUUACCUACAAGCCUGUCAAACAUGGUAGACCUGGUAUCGGUGCAACACAUUCUUCAAGAUUUAUUCCACUGAAAUAAAUUGUAUUCAUCUUUUACCAAUAAAUUAUAAAUAAUGUAA
Molecule: messenger RNA, 566 nt
Organism: Pogonomyrmex barbatus (red harvester ant)
Lineage: Eukaryota; Metazoa; Arthropoda; Insecta; Hymenoptera; Formicidae
Gene: RpS15
Product: ribosomal protein S15
Biological process (GO): ribosomal small subunit assembly; translation
Cellular component (GO): cytosolic small ribosomal subunit; ribosome
Molecular function (GO): structural constituent of ribosome; RNA binding
Source: RefSeq, a predicted model, not a curated record